This is a messenger RNA of Aedes albopictus (Asian tiger mosquito), 6782 nucleotides long. RefSeq lists its product as uncharacterized. Lineage: Eukaryota; Metazoa; Arthropoda; Insecta; Diptera; Culicidae. The transcript is spliced from 3 exons. Gene Ontology annotation, molecular function: nucleic acid binding. Gene Ontology annotation, biological process: DNA integration. The record is from RefSeq and is a predicted model, not a curated record. Bases 378 to 6782 code for a protein of 2134 amino acids.
UUGAAAUCCUGUACAUUGAACUCAUCAAGGAUUCAACUAUAUGGUUUGAUAAAAUCAAACUAAAUGGAAUAAUUCCUAUUUGAUUGAUAUAUUCCUGAAUAUAUGAUACGGUGUUCACCGCCGAAGAACAAUCAGUAGUUUCCGACGUGACAAAGAAGAAUCAGAAGAAGUUGUAGAUCUACGAGAAAAGAACUAAAUGUAAGAUACGGUAACCUAAAUGAAAAACCCAAAGAAACUGAACAUUUUGUUAAUUUUAGGAAGUUUUUAUCGGGCUAUUAAAGCGAUUAAAAACUUGGAAACCGCUUCUUUUCUUCUGUUGAUUGAACAUCAACAAUAUAAAAACUUCAUUUACCCGCACUGGAAGCUUCACCUACGGAAUGUCGCGACGGAACCAGCAGCAGCGAGUGGCCGCUGCCAAUGAGAAGGAUACCGGCUGCAAGAUGUGUACGAGUACGGACAACAGUCGCAUGGUCCAGUGCGACAAAUGCGAUGCCUGGUACCACUUCGAUUGCGUGGGCGUGACCGCCGACAUCGAACAUCACGACUUCGUGUGCGCCACAUGCAAGACUGCUAAAGGAGGAGUCAAAAAGAAGCGUAAGACGUCUGCAAAGGUACCCUCAGAUGCCCCACCGCCCGUAAGUACGCAUGCCGAUGACCAGGGAACCGUUCAUUCAGAGCUAAUUGGAAAUGCACCCCAAAAUGCGUCCGUCUACGUCGUUACCCCGAUGACGACAAGUACAAGCGUCAUCAGUACCGCUCCCGUAAUGUCAACUACGCAAAUCGGUUUCUCAACCGCAGGUCCACCCUUCGCGCAUGAUCCAACUGUUUUACAAUUCCCAUACUCUACGUACGCCCCCGUAGUCGCUCGCGCCCCAGUAGUACCGGGGUUGACCUCCGUUACUCCGCAAGCCUCAAUGCCUUGUCUAUCACUACCCUCGGGACUGCCUCCACCCCCGCUGUCAAUCUCCUCGUAUGUGACUCUGCCAUCAAAUCCGCGCGUGUCGGGUUACUAUCCAGAAGUGUUUACACGUGCUCAGUGUUUCACAGUGCCUUCGUGUGGAAAUCAACAGAUGCCGUCUCUACAGUUCAGCACGCCUCUAUCGUCGCGAAAUACGCCAACCAUCAGUCAAGCCGAAGGGACAACCAAGACUAUUGCACCUGCAUUGGUUGGAAACAAGCCAUCCGACACCAACAAACAAGGUCGGGAGGAAUAUGCCAGCCAGCGCUCCGGAAUAGCAAGCUCAAGAAUGUCCAGGAAGGAGAAAAGACUACAAUUGGAGUUACAAAUUCUCGACGAAGAAAGGAAGCUGCAAGAAGAGGAACAAAGGAAGAAACGCGAGUAUCUCCAGAAGAAACAUCAACUUCUGAGGGAGCUGGCAACCGAUUCUACAACGGAAGACGACGAAGAAGGAGAUGAGGAAGAUGACCAAGCGUUGAAUGAGAAGGUGAACACAUGGAUGCAAGGGCUACCGCCGACCGAUCCAGAUCAAGUUCAGUUAGGCGAACCCCGACAGCGCCCACGUGGCGACAAUGCCCUGUCCCGGCCUCCGGCACAGCAAAUGCAGAUUUCGCAAGGACCCGUGGAACAACAUCAUCGGUUGCCGAACCAGCCAAUUCCUGAUUUAGGGCGGCUAAGGAUUGGAGAAAGUACACAUCUUCCGUCGAGAUUAGAGAACAAUGAGACGCACGUUGGCCCCUUCAAUCCCGGCCUGCGUUCGACCCCUCGGCAGGCAUUGCUGACGGAAGACGAUGCAAAUAACUUGUCACGUAGUCAAGUAGCCGCUCGCCAAGCGGUAUCGCGAGAGCUUCCGAGCUUUAGUGGUACUCCCGAGGAGUGGCCAUUAUUUUACUCCACCUUCAUCACCACAACGAACAUGUGCGGAUACACGCUUGAGGAAAACUUGGUGCGCCUACAGAAAUGCCUCAAGGGAAAGGCCUUUGAAGCAGUCAAAUGCAGGCUGUUGCAUCCGGCGAGCGUACCAGGCAUCAUUUCCACAUUGAAGAUGCUCUAUGGUAAUCCCGAUGUGAUCGUACAUAAUCUGAUGGCAAAAAUCAAAAACACACCACCACCGAAAUCGGAUAGACUGGACACACUCAUAGAGUUUUCGUUAUCUGUCCAGAACUUAUGCGCCACAAUAGAAGCUUGCCAACUAGAUGAAUACUCUUACAAUGUAGUAUUGCUACGUGAACUCGUCGAAAAGCUGCCUUCGUCGAUUAAAGUGGACUGGGCGAAAUACCAGCGAACCGUCCCAUGCGUCAACUUAACCAUCUUCUCCGCGUGGCUCUACGAUCUCGCCGAAGCUGUUUGCCCGAUUGCUACACUACCGAGUGUUGAGACGAGACCACAGCGAAACAAGAAGGAUCCAGCCUAUCUCAACACGCAUACUGAGGAAGAGAAGGAUUCCCAUCGGUUCAAGCCAAAUAAGGUUGUCAAGUCUGCGCCACCCAGUUCAGCGUCAAAAACCUGCCUGGUAUGUAAGGGUAGCUGCCCGAGCGUGGACAAGUGCAUACGGUUUGCUGAACUUGGCUACAACUCCAAAUGGGCAACUGUGAAGGAACUUGGGCUGUGUAGAAAAUGCCUGAAAAAGCACACGGCGUCAUGCAAAUCUCAACAAGUUUGUGGAAAGAACGGCUGUCAAUACAAACACCAUCAACUGCUCCACAAUAUCCAACGAGAUAACGCAACGUCGACCGCGGAACAAGGCGCAACAAACCACGCUCCUACACAAACGACUGCUGCGCAGAGCUCAACGGGACGAGACUGCAACACACAUCUGAAGCUCACAAACAAAAUGCUGUUUCGCGUUGUUCCUGUUAUACUGUAUGGUCCAACCAAAGCUGUGAGAACUCAUGCGUUCUUAGACGACGGUUCUUCCUAUACGUUGAUGGACGACGCUUUAGCAAAAGAGCUGAAACUAAGUGGAGAGCCGGAACCCCUUUGCUUAAGGUGGACAAGCAACCAAGGUCGGAUGGAGAACGAUUCGAUUCGGCUUAGCGUUGAGAUCUCCGGUACGCAGGAAGGGCACAAGAAGUAUCGUCUCCAGGAAGUGCAUACAGUUGCCAAUCUCAGUCUGUUUCAUCAAUCGGUCAACGUGAAAGAGUUAGCAGAACAGUACCCAUACCUGCGAGGAGUACCAGUGGAAUCCUACCAAGAUGUCCAACCCCGAAUCCUCAUCGAUAUCGAUAACGCAAACUUGGCACUUCCACUAAAAGGAAGAGAAGGGGGUUGGUGCGAGCCCAUCGCCACGAAAACACGGUUGGGCUGGAUCAUACAUGGUGGAACAGAGCUAGGAGGAGAAUUUGUUGGCUAUCACAGUCCUCAAAGGUGCCUUUGUAGUGGAUCGAAUGAUGCUGCACUUCAAGACGCAAUGUGCGAGUUCUUCUCUAUCGAAAGUUUAGGGAUUUCCAAACCCAAACAUUCUCUCGCAUCAACCGAGGAUCAACGGGCCGAAAACAUCCUCAAGACCGUUACUCAAACCGAAAACGGCCACUAUGUCUGCAGCUUGCUCUGGAAGUACGACAACCUGCACUUGCCGAAUAGUAAGCCCAUGGCUCUACAGCGUUUACGCUGUUUAGAGGCUCGGAUGAAAAAAGAUCCUGAGCUGGCCACAGUCCUGCAGACGAAGAUCAGCGAAUACCUCGAGAAAGGAUACAUCCGCAAGUUAACUGACCAAGAGUUGAAGGAAAGGCAGCAUCGGGUCUGGUAUCUCCCGAUCUUUCCCGUCUACAACGCAAACAAGCCAGGUAAGGUGCGAAUCGUCUGGGACGCUGCAGCCAAAAUCAACGGCGUGUCACUUAAUUCGAUGCUGGUGACUGGGCCAGAUCAGUUGACGUCCCUUUUGUCCGUACUUAUCCAGUUUCGGGAGAACAAAGUGGCGAUAUGCGGGGACCUAAGGGAAAUGUUCCACCAGGUAUACGUGACGAAGGAGGACCAAAAUUGUCAACGAUUCCUGUGGAGAGAAAACCCUACAGAUGCGGAACCGAGUACUUUCGUCAUGCAGGUUAUGACGUUUGGUGCGUGCUGUUCGCCGAGCUGCGCCCAAUACGUUAAAAACCUGAACGCUGAAAAACAUACAGGAGAGUAUCCGGAAGCAGCAACAGCGAUAAUCAAGUGCCACUACGUAGACGAUAUGUUAGUGAGUACGGAAACGGAAGAUGAGGCAGUUCAGCUAGCUCAAGAUGUUCGACAUGUUCAUGCCCAAGCCGGAUUUGAGAUGCGCAACUGGAUCUCCAACUCUUCAGCGGUGCUCAACGCCUUGCACAACGAGCGGAUCGACGAGAAGAGCCUAAACCUAGGAUCGGAGCUAGCCACAGAAAAGGUUCUGGGCAUGUGGUGGUGUACGAAAACGGAUGCACUCACCUUCAAGCUAUCACAGAAACAUGAUGCAGAUCUACUGUCAGGAACCCGACGGCCAACUAAAAGAGAAGUGCUGCGAACACUCAUGGCCAUCUUCGAUCCUUUGGGAUUACUUGCAAAUCUGCUGAUCUUCCUCAAGGUGCUACUCCAGGAAAUUUGGCGCUCAGGGAUCGGCUGGGAUGACGAGAUUCCAGAAAAACUCAACAAAAAAUGGGAAAUUUGGUUGCAAGUUCUUCCGUCGGUGCAGAAUGUUCGCGUGCCAAGAUGUUACAGGCUUUUAACGUCGAUUGGCUCGGCAACCUGCGUUCAGCUACACACCUUCGUCGACGCAAGCGAGGACGGCUAUGCAGCGGUAGCGUAUCUACGGUUCCAGCAAGGCAACAGCGUGGAAUGUGCAAUCGUAGCAGCUAAAUCGCGGGUGGCUCCACUGAAGUUUGUUUCAAUCCCGCGGCUCGAACUACAAGCGGCGGUUAUAGGAGCCAGAUUAGCGAAAACGGUGAGCAGCAGUUUGUCAUUCAAACUAGAUGAAAAAUUCUUCUGGACUGAUGCUCGUGACGUGCUGUGCUGGAUCCGGUCGGACCAUCGUCGAUAUUCGCAGUACGUGGCGUUCCGUGUCAGCGACAUCUUAGAAACCAGUGAAAUCGCAAAUUGGAGGUGGGUCGGCACAAAGGACAAUGUUGCGGAUGAAGCCACUAAAUGGCAACGACUGCCAGAUCUCGAAAGUGACAGUCGGUGGUUCAAGGGUCCAAAAUUUCUAUGGCAGCAUCCUGACAAUUGGCCCGUAGAACCGUUUACAACUGGGUCAACGAAGGAGGAAAUUCGGGCAAACAUAUUCCACCAUAGAGCCACCAUUUCAUCGUGUGUUGCCGUGGAGGAUUUCAGUAGCUGGGAUCGACUGGUCCGUACGGUAGCCUUCGUGUUCCGGUUUUCAAGAAACUGUCGGGGCAAAAUAACGAGAAUCCAGCGAGCAUGCGGCCCACUCUCUAGCAUGGAAUUGCAGCAAGCAUCAAACUACCUCUACAAGUUGGCGCAGAAAGAAUCGUAUCCCGAUGAAGUAAACGCUCUUUCAAAUGAACGAGCUGCAACGAAAUCAAUUAAUAAGCAGAGCUCGAUCUACUCUAUGAAUCCGUUUCUAGAUGAGCAGCAAGUGAUGCGGAUGCGUGGGAGAACAAGCAGGUGUGAGUACGCUACGAUGGACGCCCAGAACCCGAUUAUCCUUCCCAAGGAGCACCACAUCACGAUGCUAGUAGUACGAAGCUAUCAUGAACGCUAUCAUCAUCGUAAUCACGAAGUCGUCGUGAACGAGAUUCGUCAAUUGUUCAGAAUUCCGAAGCUGAGGGUUGUGUUUCGUAAGGUGAGGACUAACUGCCAGAAAUGCAAAAACCAACGAGCAGUUCCCCGACCCCCAGUGAUGGCCGAUCUACCAAUGGCUAGACUGGCAGCCUACAGCAGACCAUUUACAUACGUAGGCGUGGAUUAUUUCGGCCCGUUCACGGUGGCAGUAGGACGAAGAUCAGAAAAACGUUGGGGCGUACUUGUGACAUGCUUAACGACACGAGCGGUGUAUAUCGAGGUGGCACAUACUUUGAGCGCGGAUUCAUGUGUGAUGGCGAUCCGCAAUUUCAUGGUGCGACGAGGCGUUCCAAACCAAAUUUUCAGCGAUCGAGGAACGAAUUUCACGGCAACGAAUAAGGAACUCGAGGCGGCUCUGGCAGAUCUGGAUCAGGAAAAAAUAGUGCAGGAAAUAGUUAGCCCUAAUACUCAAUGGAGCUUUCUUCCCCCAGCAUCUCCACACAUGGGCGGGGCCUGGGAGAGGCUCAUUCAGAUUGUGAAGCGUAACUUACAGCAGAUACAACCACAACGUCUUCUCAGCGAUGAAAUCCUUCGUAACCUUUUUGCGGAAAUCGAAGGAAUCAUCAAUUCACGUCCACUAACGCACGUGCCGGCAGAAGAUCCUGACGGCCCCGUUCUCACUCCAAACCAUUUUAUCUUGGGAUCAUCCAGCGGCCUUAAACCUUUAACAUUACUCGACGACAGUGUUUCGGCGUUGAAGCGUUCGUGGCGGACUUCACAAGAGGAGGCGAACAUCUUCUGGCGGCGUUGGGUUCGCGAUUACCUGCCCGAACUGACUAGGCGUACGAAAUGGUUUAGCGAAGCUAAGUCAAUCGAGGUAGGAGACAUCGUGGUAAUCGUAGAUCCAGGGCAUCCUCGAAACUGUUGGCCCAAGGGCCGGGUCAUAUCCGUCACCAAGGGUAGAGAUAACAAGGUGAGAUCAGCAGCGGUUCAAACAGCCACCGGAGGAGUAUACGAACGCCCGGUGGUGAAAUUAGCAGUAUUGGAUGUUCGACGCGAAGAACAGGUAAGCCACAACAGUGGCGUACCCGGGGGGGACUGUGACGACCCCUUGGCCGACGCGUCUCACUGA